This is a messenger RNA of Aspergillus homomorphus CBS 101889, 880 nucleotides long. RefSeq lists its product as uncharacterized. NCBI's taxonomy places the organism in Eukaryota, Fungi, Ascomycota, Eurotiomycetes, Eurotiales, Aspergillaceae. The record is from RefSeq and is a predicted model, not a curated record. Bases 159 to 599 code for a protein of 146 amino acids. The transcript has a single exon.
UUUCAAGCCGCCGUUACCCAUACCGCCUCCGGCACACCCCCAUCACCACCACCACUGAGGAUGGCCGGAGAAGGCCCUGCAGCCUACAGACACUACACCAACCCGCUGCAGCGUUCUCCGAGAGGACCAAGUCAUCACCACCACCACUCAACCCCCAGAUGGACCAAUCACUCUGGUUCAACUCGGGAACUUUGGAGGUCUUGGCCGUUCUCUUGCGUAACAUGUUCUGUGCAAGAUGGCGUGGGUGGAAUGCCACCAUUGGUUGCGUACCCUUCAACCUCUUACUGAGGGGGAGGGGAGGGGAGGGCGCCCAUCUGCUCAUUCUUUGGCUGAGUGCAAUUGUGAACCUUCUUCCCCCCCUCAAAAAUCCUUCCAUCUUCUCGAAUUCUUUUCUGGAAGUGUUUCCAUUUCUUAUCGAUCGAGUUCAUCGUGCAGGAUGUAUUAUUACCACCUCUCAUAGUCUUCAGAUUGUAUCCCGCUGUCACUUCCCCAAAAAUUACCAGAUUCAAAAAUGGAAAAAGCAUGGGAAAUCGAGUCUCAGAAAGGGGACAUCCAGUCAAAGCCCGCAGAGGUCGGUGAGGUGGGGAAGACUUUCUUGAUCCACACAGGCUGGGAGCAUUUUUAUCAUCCAUCUUAUUGUCCACCAGCGACUUUCUCCCCGCGGAACGGGUAUACCCUUUGACGUAUCUUUGUGAUCUGCCACUUCCCCGCUACCUUGAAACACUAUCAAGGACUCAAGGCGAACCUUGGUCGCUGCAUCAGUGCAUCUAAGCUUGACUCUUGGCGUUGCCAGCCCUCCUGUAAUUUCUGGUCUUUUCCCAAUCCCUCCCCCUAAACCCUUCAUGUCUUCACGGCUGCCACGCUUUGCUGUUUUGGUGAU